This is a messenger RNA of Lycium barbarum (goji berry), 618 nucleotides long. RefSeq lists its product as uncharacterized. The coding region runs from base 130 to 381 and encodes 83 amino acids. The transcript has a single exon. The record is from RefSeq and is a predicted model, not a curated record. NCBI's taxonomy places the organism in Eukaryota, Viridiplantae, Streptophyta, Magnoliopsida, Solanales, Solanaceae.
CAAACUCCAAGCAUCAACUUCAAAGCCAACAAAUCUACUAAGCAAUCAAAAGAUCAGAGAACCAGCCAAUUUAUAUACAAAACCAAAGCAAACAAAGAGAAUUUAAUUUUUAGAAGAAAUUAAAUCAGAAUGAGUUCAAGCAGGAGAGCGUGGAUAGUAGCAGCCAGUGUUGGAGCAGUUGAAGCAUUAAAAGAUCAAGUUGGAUUGUGUAGAUGGAAUUACCCAUUGAGGUCUUUGGCACAACACACAAAGAAUAACAUCAGAUCUUACUCUCAAGCUAAGAAACUUUCUUCUUCACUGAUUGCAAAUAGUGACAAGGCAAAUCAAUCUGAAGAAUCUUUGAGGAAAGUUAUGUACUUGAGCUGUUGGGGUCCCAAUUAAUUAUCAUUUUUCCUAAUACCUUCAAGUCAUUUUUUCAGACCUGAAGAGUUUCAAACGAAAAGAAAGAAAAAAAGUAUGGCUAUGAUUGUAAAUAUUAAGUAGAAUUUAUGUCAUGCACUCAUGCCCCCUCUAGAGAAGCAUGUACUGUUUCGAAUCAUCCUAAGGAUGACAAUGAAAUUAUGAAAUACUGUAGAUAUUUUGAUUAUGAUAUGAAAAUUCGACUAAUAUUUUGCAUCA